Molecule: messenger RNA, 1568 nt
Organism: Electrophorus electricus (electric eel)
Lineage: Eukaryota; Metazoa; Chordata; Actinopteri; Gymnotiformes; Gymnotidae
Gene: abhd14b
Product: abhydrolase domain containing 14B
Biological process (GO): positive regulation of transcription by RNA polymerase II
Cellular component (GO): cytoplasm
Molecular function (GO): hydrolase activity
Source: RefSeq, a predicted model, not a curated record
CUGGGCAAAAUCUUCCGGGAUCCAAGUGCUCGCUUUGAACUCUUUUCGUCUUGCGUAGUAUAUCGCUAGUAGUGUAAUUUGUAUAUUCUUGCAAGGUUUGCAGAGCAUUCGGAUAUUUUGAUAUAUCACUUUUUCAGAAGAACUGGUUGUUGUUUUCAAAUUGAGGCUUACUUUUGUCAAAUUCAGAACAAAAUCGGCUAGCCUGAACUUUGCUCUAUAGUACGCAGACUAGAUAGGUUAGGUUUGCUAGCUAACAGUUCAGAGCUCAAGUCGUGCACUUUAUAACGAAUCAAGUCUGAACAUAAUUCACAGGAUACUAACAGGAUGUCAACGGUUCAAAUGUCGGAGGGGACAGUGAGUGUGGAGAUAUGCGGACACAACCCGCUCUUCUACCGACAGGCUACCCCCUCGUCAGGAGAAGUGCAGCUGAGCGUGUUGCUCCUGCAUGGGAUCCGUUUCUCUUCAGAGAACUGGCUGAACAUCGCGACUCUGCAGACUCUAGCUGCAGCGGGUUAUCGUGCGGUCGCUGUAGAUUUACCAGGCCUGGGUCAGUCUAAAGCCGCGGAGGCCCCUGCUCCUGUGGGACACCUGGCCCCCGGUGAGUUUUUGAGGCAGGUGUGUGAAGCCUUGAAGAUGGUGCCCGCAGUGGUGAUUAGUCCCUCUCUCAGCGGCAUGUACUCGCUGCCGUUCCUCUUCCAGCACACGCAGCUCGUGAAGGCCUACAUUCCCGUAGCACCAAUCUGCACGGACAAGUUCCAGGCGGAGCAGUACAAUACCGUGAAGGUUCCGACACUUAUUGUCUACGGAGAUCAGGACAGCCAGUUAGGGGAAGUGUCACUAAGGAACCUGAGUAGCCUGGCCAAUCACAAAGUGGUGGUAAUGAAGGGAGCAGGUCAUGCUUGUUACCUUGAUGACCCGGAGACUUGGCACAAAUCCAUCCUGGAGUUCCUGAAAACACUGUCAUAGUCUAAACAACGCAUGAUACACUCACAGCUUAAAUAUUUGGACCGUGUAAUAAUUGUAGCCCUUUUGAAUUACAUUGUUGUUGUUGUUUUUUUUUUUUUUCUCAUACUAAAUUUAUUCCAUUCAGUUUAUAGUCCUUGUGUUAGGAUAUGCAGGACUACAUUUUCUAUAGCAAAGUCUUUUGAUCAACUAUAAUCACCAUGUAAAGAAUAGAUUUUCAUGGGACCUUUUUUGGACCCAUAUAUUAGUUCACAAAAUCUGACAAAGCUGGCAGUUGAAGUCCAAAUUGUAACAAUGUCUGGCCAGUUUUGUUUUUGCUUAGGCCAUUCUAACCUGCACCAAGUUAGACAAUUGAACAACUUGCAGUGUGAACUGAAUAUUUAUCACUCUCUAUUCCACAACAUUGGUGUUUCAUCAGUUCUGUACUUUCAGUAAAAUGUAUGUAAUGAUGUAUGUGAUAUAGAUGUGAAUCACUCAAAUAAUACUAUGCAUGUCUUAGAACAUGGAACCUAUUUUUCCAAAAAAAUGAUCACUACACACUGAAAUGAAGUGAAAAAUAUGAACAUUAUUUAAUAACUGAUUCUCUGUAAUAAACAAUUUGAAAA